AACCAACACAGCCGUCCAGUCUACCGGAAACUCACACGAAGAAGUAAACAGAAAGUGAACAGUGACUAAGAACAAUUUCCACUUUAGCAUUCAUUGUUAUUUAGACGUGUAUUAACACCCUGGAACUCAAAAUAUGACUGAUUUAACUGGACAGCAUCACAUACUUACAGCGUGUAGUGUUUAAUAAGCGUUGGAGACGGGACUUGAUUGAUAUACGUGAUCUCGGUAACUGCUAGUGAACAAUGGAUAACUGUAUGGUUUUUCACACUCAAAUAGCCUCCGUCAUGGAGGUGCUAGCGAAUGCAGCUGUAGCUGAGCUCUGUAAACUCGUAGACGACGACUAUGCAGUGUUUCGUUUGGAAAUAACGCAAAGCCAGAAAGAAAACAGGGUUUUGCGAAGGAAACUACUGGAAUUGAAGGUGGCAAGGGAGCGCGCAGAGAGGACAACGCGGGAGCGCGUCCUCGCCAGUCGUGUCAAGAUCCCCGACCGAAACAGAGAAACGUCAAGAGUCACUGUCUCAGGUGAAGGACGUUUCACUGGAGGGCACAGGAGCUUUGUGAAGCCAGCGAGACACAAUACAUGGAGAGAUGACCAACCAAUCACUGUUGAGGGGAGUGGAACCUCAACCCAGCACGUUAUCGUAAUAGAGUCUGCAGAUGCAGAGGCUGCAGGUCCUGGGGUCAAGCAGGAGAGGUCUGAAGGAGAGAAGGACUCACAGCACAGCAGAGCCAUCCAGACUGGAGCGCCCCCUGUAAGCAAAGAGGACCCCACCAGUGCCCCAACGUCUCCCAGGAACCGACCCAGCGUCAGGGAGGUCAGCGGAACGCAGAACGCCGUCCUCAAGUCAGAGACCGACACCAAGACUUUAAAUUUAAAACACAGUCUCUUACACACAGGUUCUGACCACAGAUCAGACCCAGGGAGACUGGGCUGUCCUCCUGCUCCCGGUUCAGAGUACUUACCGGUAUUUCACCAGAGCCAGAGGAUGGUUCAUUGCCGUGGAGGUGACUCGAUAGACACUAGUGGUGAUGAUCCGUCUUGUUCUUACACUACAGAGAUGGACCCUGGCAACAUGACCUUGGGUUUAGAGACACAGACUGAUCUGUCUAGAGGGGACUGGAACCGGUAUAGUAGUAGUGUAUACUCUGAAGGGUGCCUAGCUAAGAAAGGGGAGGUUAUAGUGAUAGAUGAGUUGAAAGUGGAGGGUGUCGUUCCUCCCACAUGGAUUGCAGAUAGUCACCUAGGAAACAGACACUCACAAGGCAGAGAUUUCUUAUAUUACAGGGAAAGCUUAGAGACACAUCCAAAUGUUGAGACCCACUCCCCUACACACACAUUCAGGGAAUGCGACUCAGUGUCCACGUCGAUGAGUCCUUCCGAUUCACAGGUAUUGAACUCAAAGGACCAAAGGGCCAAGGCUCGGGGAGCAACAUCAGGCAAUAGUAAAGAGAAACGGUUCCUCUGCAUGUUCUGUAAGAAAGGCUUCAGCUGCUCCCAGAAUGUGGAGAUCCACCAGAGGAUCCACACAGGAGAGAAACCCUACAGUUGCCCCCAGUGUCACAUGUGCUUCGCUCAGUCUGGCAGCCUGAAGAGGCACCAAAGGGUCCACACAGGGGAGAAACCCUACAGCUGCCCACAGUGCGAGAAGAGGUUCUCCCGCCAACACCUGCUGAAGACGCACCUGAAGAUCCACACAGGAGAGAGGCCAUAGCGCCUGUACGCACUGCAGGAAGAGAUUCUCAGAGAGGAGCUACCUCAGGAUACACCAGCAGAAAAAACAUUCCACUCUAUAACAUAGAAAGUUUGUUUAGAUCAAACCCUGCAAUGAAGGUAGACUCAGAGAGAUGACUUAGAUGCACAAAGUAAACAGCAGUAGUGGGUCAAUUUCUACAACAACUAAGAGCGUUGAAGCACAAGGCUAAAUUUCUGAUGUUUUGGUCCUGCGGCUACCACGUAGCAGCGUGAAGCGAACUCAUGUACAUGCGCAGAUACUGUGUGACUGUGUGAAAGCAAAGUCUAGCAUCACGCUCAUCACAAUAUCUGGGGUUCUGCUCGUGGCAACCUCAUAACGCUGAGUCUUCCUUUAAAGACAAAGGUUAAUUUUCAUUGUUGUCAGAAUAACAUUUCAAUGUUGCAUAUUCCUGGGUAGAAUAUUGCAUUUAGGGAUUGUGCGAUACACAUAAUUACAUUGCCUUCAGAAAGUAUUCACACCAGUUGACGUUUUCCUCAUUUUGUUGUGUUACUGGCCUACACACAAUAUCCCAUGAUGUCAAAGUGGAAUUAUGUUUUUAGACAUUUUUACAAAUUAAUAAAAAAUGAAAAGCUGAAAUGUCUUGAGUCAGUAAGUAUUCAACCCCUUUUGUUAUGGCAAGCCUAAAUAAGUUCAGGAGUAAAAACAUCACUUAAGUUGCAUAUUUAACAUGAUUUUUGAAUGACUACCUCAUCUCUGUACCCCAUACCUACAGAUGCAUGUAAGGUCCCUCAGUCGAGCAGUGAAUUUCAAACACAGAUUCAAGACCAGGUAGAUUUCCAAUGCCUCUGAAUGAAGGGCACCUAUUGGUAGAUGGGUAAAAUAAAAAAGCAGGCAUUGAAUAUCCCUUUGAGAAUGGUGUAGUUAUUCAUUUGGAUGGUAUAUCAAUACACCCAGUUACUACAAAGAUACAGAAGCCCUUCCUAACUCUGUUGCUGGAAAGGAAGGAAACCACUCAGGGAUUUCACCAUGAGGCCAAUGGUGACUUUAAAACAGUUACAGAGUUUAAUGGCUGUGAUGGGAGAACUCAGGAUGAAUCAAGAACUUUGUAGUUACUCUACAACACUAACCUAAUUGACAGAGUGAAAAGAAGGAAGCCUGUACAGAAGAAAAAUAGAAAAAUCCCCCCAAAAUAUAUUUUUUUAAACCAAAAAGGCACUAAAGUAAAAUUGCAAAAAAUGUAGCAAAGAAAUUAACUUUAUGUCCUAAAUACAAAGUGUUGUUUGGGGCAAAACCAACACAUCAGUGAGUAUGACUCUUCAUAUUUUCAAGCAUGGUGGUGGCUGCAUCAAGUUAUGGGUGUGCUUGUCAUCGGCAAGGACUAGGGAGUUUUUUUUAAUCAUAAAAAUAAACGAAAAAGCUAAGCACAGGCAAAAUCCAAGAGGAAAACCUGGGUCAGUCUGCUUUCCAAUAGACACUGGGAGAUUAAUUCACCUUUCAGCAGGACAAUUACCUAAAACACAAGGCCAAAUAUACACUGGCGUUGCAUACCAAGACAACAUUGAAUGUUCGUGAGUGGCUUAGUAUCAGUUUUGACUUUAAAAAAAAAAAAGUAUGAAUAAUGUGCAAAUAUUGUACAAUCCAGGUGUACAAAGCUCUUAAUAAGGAUUUACCCACAAAGACUCACAGCUGUAAAUCGCUGUCAAAGGUGAUUCUAACAUGUUCUGACUCGGGUUGAAUACUUAUAAUCAAUAUGUUUUUUUUUACAAAUGUAUAAUUUUUCUUCCACUUUCACAGAGUAUUUUGUGUAGAUCGUUGACCAAAAAAAAUACAAUUAAAUCAAUUUGAAUCCCACUUUGUAACACAGCAAAAUGUGGAAAAAGGGGUGUGAAGGCCGCACUUAAUUUUUAUAUUGUGCUUGCACUGUGUAGACUGAUGUUCAAAAGCCAUUGAAAUACCCCCAAAAUUCCUGAGACACUUUUAAUGAGAAAAUUAAUGCAGAUUUGUUGUUGAGAUG
This is a messenger RNA of Oncorhynchus keta (chum salmon), 3708 nucleotides long. RefSeq names its product protein glass-like. The transcript is spliced from 3 exons. Gene Ontology annotation, biological process: regulation of transcription by RNA polymerase II. Lineage: Eukaryota; Metazoa; Chordata; Actinopteri; Salmoniformes; Salmonidae. The record is from RefSeq and is a predicted model, not a curated record. Gene Ontology annotation, molecular function: RNA polymerase II cis-regulatory region sequence-specific DNA binding; DNA-binding transcription factor activity. Bases 243 to 1712 code for a protein of 489 amino acids.